CGCGACUGUUGGCCCGGCCGGCACCCAGGCACCAACCACCCUGGAGCCCGACGGCUGGGAACCAAGCAGAGAUCGCUCCGGCUUGAAGAGGGAGUUUCGUGCAGAGUGUAGAGCGGAAGAGGGACGAGGGACCAGUCGCCAAGAUGAAGGGAAGCGGUCCCCCGUGGGCACUGUCCUGGCACGCAGUGGAGGAGAGCGCUGUCGGGCCGGACCCGGAGAGAGGGUGUCACUGGAGCACAACCGAGGGGCAUGCCAGAGACCAGUAUCCAUCUCCCCAACCCGUUCUCUUUGACAGCCUCAGCCGCGUGCCUGAAGGAACCGGGCAAUUACUGUGUUGCCCUAAUUUUGAACUGGAGCAUCUCCCUUUUAGAAAUUAAGAGUCAGGGUCCAAGGCAGGGAGGGGGAUUUUUGCAGCCCUCUCCUAAGGGCAUAUGGGCCUCUGCUGUCAAGUUUCUCUUUCAGUUUCUAAGCUGUCCCCCCCACUCUGGGGAAGCCCCAGUAGGGUGAGGGGAGAGGAAGAGGAGGAGGGCACCUGCCUCUCCAUACCCCACCCCAAACCUCAGCGGGUUCCUUGUUGGAGGGGAAGGGCGGUCUUCCCCUCCUUACUGUCUUUUCUUCCCUCACAGGAAAAGUGUGUCUUGGGGAGACUGUCGUUCUCCGGUGGGCAUGAGAGGGCUGGUCAGGUCCCUGCUGUAGGAGGCGCCUCUUAAGCCCUCUGUUUGCCCUAGGUGAAGGCCAUGGCGGGCUGGAUUCAGGCCCAGCAGCUGCAGGGAGAUGCACUGCGCCAGAUGCAGGUGCUGUAUGGACAGCACUUCCCCAUCGAGGUCCGGCACUACUUGGCACAGUGGAUUGAAAGCCAGCCAUGGGAUGCCAUUGACCUGGACAAUCCCCAGGACCGAGCCCAAGCCGCCCAGCUCCUGGAGGGCCUGGUGCAAGAGCUGCAGAAGAAGGCGGAGCACCAGGUGGGGGAAGAUGGGUUUUUGCUGAAGAUCAAGCUGGGGCACUAUGCCACGCAGCUCCAGAACACAUAUGACCGUUGCCCCAUGGAACUGGUCCGCUGCAUCCGGCACAUUCUGUACAAUGAACAGAGGCUGGUCCGAGAAGCCAACAAUUGCAGCUCUCCUGCCGGGAUCCUGGUUGACGCCAUGUCCCAGAAGCACCUUCAGAUCAACCAGACCUUUGAAGAGCUGCGACUGGUCACACAGGACACAGAGAAUGAGCUGAAGAAGCUGCAGCAGACCCAGGAAUACUUCAUCAUCCAGUACCAGGAGAGCCUGAGGCUCCAAGCUCAGUUUGCCCAGCUGGCCCAGCUGAACCCCCAGGAGCGCCUGAGCCGGGAGACGGCCCUCCAGCAGAAGCAGGUGUCCCUGGAGGCCUGGCUGCAGCGGGAGGCACAGACACUGCAGCAGUACCGCGUGUUGGACCCAAAUCAGGGUGGCCUCCCGUGCAUCCUCUACUUCUGGAAGGCAGGAGUGCCCUGUGUACCCGUGGACCAUGGGGUGGGGAAUUGCUGUGCCAUCCUGGGUGGGUCCUUGCUGUGCAGGUGCAGCUGUGUUGGGGAGGGGGUCUCCCUAGGCUGGGAGCCCCCAGGCUCUGGCCCAGGGUGGGGAAGAAGCCAUCAUUCCCAUGUGGGCCCUGGGACUCCUCGCAGGUGUGAGAAGUUGGCCGAGAUCAUCUGGCAGAACCGGCAGCAGAUCCGCAGAGCCGAGCACCUCUGCCAACAGCUGCCCAUCCCUGGCCCAGUGGAGGAGAUGCUGGCCGAAGUCAACGCCACCAUCACAGAUAUCAUCUCUGCCCUGGUCACCAGCACAUUCAUCAUUGAGAAGCAGCCCCCUCAGGUCCUGAAGACGCAGACCAAGUUUGCGGCCACCGUGCGCCUGCUGGUGGGCGGGAAGCUGAAUGUGCACAUGAACCCCCCCCAGGUGAAGGCGACCAUCAUCAGCGAGCAGCAGGCCAAGUCCCUGCUCAAGAAUGAGAACACCCGCAAUGAGUGCAGUGGCGAGAUCUUGAACAACUGCUGUGUCAUGGAGUACCACCAAGCCACGGGCACCCUGAGCGCCCACUUCAGAAACAUGUCGCUGAAGAGAAUCAAGCGCGCUGACCGACGGGGUGCAGAGUCUGUGACAGAGGAGAAGUUCACGGUCCUGUUUGAGUCUCAGUUCAGUGUUGGCAGCAAUGAGCUUGUGUUCCAGGUGAAGACCCUGUCCCUCCCUGUGGUUGUCAUCGUUCAUGGCAGCCAGGACCAUAAUGCCACCGCCACUGUGCUGUGGGACAAUGCCUUUGCUGAGCCGGGCAGGGUGCCAUUUGCCGUGCCUGACAAAGUGCUGUGGCCACAGCUGUGUGAAGCUCUCAACAUGAAAUUCAAGGCCGAAGUGCAGAGCAACCGCGGCCUGACCAAGGAGAACCUCGUGUUCCUGGCGCAGAAACUGUUCAACAGCAGCAGUGCCCACCUCGAGGACUACAACAGCAUGUCUGUGUCCUGGUCCCAGUUCAACAGGGAGAACUUGCCAGGCUGGAACUACACCUUCUGGCAGUGGUUUGACGGGGUGAUGGAAGUGCUGAAGAAGCACCACAAGCCCCACUGGAACGACGGGGCCAUCCUAGGUUUUGUGAAUAAGCAACAGGCGCAUGACCUGCUCAUCAACAAGCCCGAUGGGACCUUCUUAUUGCGCUUCAGCGACUCGGAAAUUGGGGGCAUCACCAUUGCCUGGAAGUUUGACUCUCCUGACCGCAACCUGUGGAACCUGAAACCAUUCACCACGCGGGAUUUCUCCAUCCGAUCCCUGGCUGACCGACUGGGGGACCUGAGCUAUCUCAUCUACGUGUUCCCUGACCGCCCCAAGGCUGAGGUCUUCUCCAAGUACUACACUCCCGUUGUAGGGGGCAAGGCGGUGGACGGGUAUGUGAAGCCACAGAUCAAGCAAGUGGUCCCAGAAUUUGUGAACGCAAAUACAGACGCUGGAACCAGCGCCACGUACAUGGACCAGGCCCCCUCCCCGUCUGUGUGUCCCCAGGCUCACUACAACGUGUACCCACAGAACCCGGAUCCCGUCCUCGAUCAGGAUGGAGAAUUUGACUUGGAUGAGACCAUGGAUGUCGCCCGGCACGUGGAAGAACUCUUACGCAGGCCCAUGGACAGUAUGGACCCCCGCCUCUCCCCGCCUGCCAGUCUCUUCACCUCUGCCAGAAGCUCCCUGUCAUGAAUAUUUGAAUGCCACGCUUCUCUUUGGAAACAGUGUUCAAUGUGGAGACUCCGUUCCAGUUGUGGUCGCAGCACUGCUGUGUGUACUGAUGCCUUUGUGUGCAUGCGUUUGGGUACGAGGUGUGCCCGCCUCGCCCUUGAGUGGCUGAAGCAGUGGUGGCCUUUUGGUUCAGAUCAAGACCUCCAGGAGCCCAAUGGGUCUGUCUGUCUCAUGCAAGAGAUGGAGCUUCUGUCAUUGUAGGUACUUGUUGCAGGCAAACCUCUUCCUCUCGUGUCCUUUAUCUGCUAGUAGCUAUUUAAGUGAAAUUAUUCCAGAAAAGGAAAGGAGACAGGUAAAUGUUCUAAGCUGCAGUUUUACUCCUGAGCUAGAAGCUUCGCCCUCCUGAUGCCUGUGCCCAUAUAUGUACACAGAUGUACAUCUGUCCCCAUGCACAUAUGGUGGUCUAACUGAUGCUUUCCCUCCAGAGGGAGGCGGAGGUUCAUUCUUGAUAUUUCAUAAUGUAGUGAAUGUGGACUCCAGGUUUUUGGUGAGCCCUCUGAGAGCAUGUCUAGGCCGGAGCCAUUUCCUAACACAGUGAAGUGGGUUCAUUUGAACCAGAGCUAUUGGAGCUGCUCUGAGCAUGUAGUGUCUUUUCCUCUUGUACUUGGGUCCAGGCUGUGGAGUUCCCUGCAAUAUCCCCUUUUCCAUCCUGCCCUGGGCUUCUUUCUUGCCUCUGUUUGCAACCUUGCUGAUGAGAAAGGAGGAAAAAAUUCUUUCAGGACAUGGUGGGUAAACAGAAGGCCUGAGAUUUGCAAGGCUGAUGCCAUCACCUGGGGAGAGGGGAACUGCAGCAAGGGACAAGCUGCCACCUCCCAGUUGCUGCAGGCCCAUGGAGUCUAGAGUGAAGAGUUAGAGCCGCUCCACUCUGCUAGGAGGUGGAAUCUGGAACAGGCCUCAUGUCCAGAGAAGGCCUAACUCCAGUCUCAAGUGCUCCUCCAAGGUUACAUGACAUGCAGCCAGGGCAGCUGACAGCAGAGAUUGGGAGUCCCAGGUUUAAACCUCUCUGAAGGGAAGUGGGGACAGAAAGAUGGAUUCUUUUGUACUUUGUACAUAGACCACACAUUUGUGUAAACAGUGUUUUGGAAUAAAAUAUUUUCAUAAAU
This is a messenger RNA of Ictidomys tridecemlineatus (thirteen-lined ground squirrel), 4345 nucleotides long. The record is from RefSeq and is a predicted model, not a curated record. Lineage: Eukaryota; Metazoa; Chordata; Mammalia; Rodentia; Sciuridae.